This is a messenger RNA of Dermacentor silvarum, 3813 nucleotides long. Its product is annotated as cilia- and flagella-associated protein 97. NCBI's taxonomy places the organism in Eukaryota, Metazoa, Arthropoda, Arachnida, Ixodida, Ixodidae. The record is from RefSeq and is a predicted model, not a curated record. Gene Ontology annotation, biological process: spermatogenesis. Bases 303 to 1574 code for a protein of 423 amino acids. The transcript is spliced from 2 exons.
GGCGCCACUGGGCUCGAGGCGAAAAAAGAACGGACCACAACGGACAAACUUGUCGCUAUCGGGAAGCGGUCAUGGCGACCGCAACUGUGAGCGAUGGCCUCGCUCCGACGGGUUUCUAACUUAAUGUUGAGUUUGUCAUAGCUACAUCGUAUCCAUUUCUGUCUCCGCGACACAGGGAAGGUCUGACAGAAGCUUAGGGCGGGUGAAUUUUACUAGGAAAUGUGGUGAUCGCCCGCGCUGUUGAUGGAUGUGCGCGGAGACCGUAUGCAGUCAUCGGUCCGCUGGGUACAGGACCGACCAAUAUGUCUUGGAAAGCCGACUUGGCCGGCGACGACGAGGACUUGCAGAACGACGUCGCUUUUUUCGACUCUGAAGCUGCCGCCACGUCUCAGCCGUGUUACAUCCAGGGUGACGGCGUCGAGAACAAGCCCCCCUGCAGCGCAGCAGCGGUCGAUGUUGGGAGCCUAGGUCAGAACAUUCGCGAUGCCGUUUCUUUCACUGCGCAGGGCGCGCUUUCGUCUAGUAGCAGUUCCAUGGGUGGCAACUCAGUCCUGCUGCCACUUGAGUCGUCGUACCGGCUACCGAGCUCGAGUUUCUUUACUAGAAGAGUGAGCCCCCCCUUGGCGCCGCCGAACGUUUCUCUGACCGACCGCGACAUGAAAGAGCCGUCGCCUCCGCUGCUCCGAAACAGUUGUAUGGAGCAGGACGAUGAAAAUGAGGACGUGGAUGGUCAGGACGCAGCCAACAGCCCACGUUCGAGCGUCACGGACUCGGAGGGACUGUCGUCACUCAGCGAGGGCUCGAUGGAGGACCUGUCGGAGUCGGAGUCCAUCACGGACGUUACGCCGCUUCAUUCGCCUUACAUGUGUGACAGCCCCGUGCCCGUAAUGAAAUUACCUGUCAGCAAACUGACCAUGUCCGAAGCAGGCAUAAACGGCGUUUCCCGUUCCGGCGACAGCAGCAGCGGCAGUGAUUCUGAUCGAAGUUCCUUCAGUGGCGCCAGGCGCAAACGCUCACCCGCCGUGCCAUUGCCUGGCAAGGUGCGCCUGGGAAGCAAGCACCAACAGCGAGAACCCGUUGACCUGCAGCUUCUCGUGGACGCCAUCAGGCGCCUCGAGGCGCAUCAAUGCGAGCAGGGCCAGACCAGCCGGGCACGCAAGGAGCCCCGGGCCAAGGGGCGCAAGAAUAUGUCAUUCUCGAACGAAGAAGUCCAACGUAUCGACCGCGAAAACCAGCGACUCUUGAAGCGGAUCCUGGCACAGCAGAACCGACCGAGGCCAAAAUUUGACUCAAGGACGCCGUCCCGCCUGGCGCCUUCGGCCAUCAACCGGCAGCGACAGCAGCGGCAGAUUGAAGUGGAAAACCUCGCACUUCUCAAGAGAAUUGAGUCUGCCAAGCCAUCUCGUGAAGUAGCACCUUCGCAGGACCUCAGCCAUGUGCAGAGAGCACGAUCCCACUCACUCUCUCUGACACGCCAUACUCUGCAGACUCCUCCGGUAAUGGCAGCAGCAGCAACUCCACCGCUGGCAGGGGUCAAGCAUUUCCCACCACGCCAGAAGCAUCACUCCCACUGAGCUGCCUCCCCUUUCGCCUUUGCAACGAUACAGUGUCGUGAAGAAUGCAUCCCACCAAAGUUCCUCUUAUGGCAUUGCAGUGGACUUAUCAUUACAUUAGCUCUCUGUGUGGCCACACCCAGACGCACACAUUUGUGCAUGCAUGGACCAGCACUGUCGGCUAGUGGAAUGGUGAUAAAGGGCUUAAGAAGGCACUUUCUGGUUUUGUUCUUGCCAUCCUGUGCUGGGUAUCCUGUGUCUUAAGCCAAACUUGAUGCUUUGGCUAUUCACCAUGUAAAUUUAUUGUAUUGUUUCUACUACAAUUAACGUAUUCGUACAAAUUUCCCAAUAGUUGUCCAGGCAUAUACAACAGAACUGCAUUUCACCAUUGUUGAGGACACUUGGUGGUCAGCGGUGGAUACUAUUGGUUUUUGUACCUUCCUUUAGCUGCCAUCCCAAGUUGUGGGUAUGUAGCACUCAAUGACGUAGUUUCAGAUGAGUGGCAAUGAUUGGGCUACUAUGGUCAGUGGAGAAAGUACCACUUGCAGUCUGAGCAGUGCUUGAGAUUUCAUGUAUUUUUUAUGCAGUCGGAGCAAUGCAGAAGUUUAUAAUGCUGGUGAAUACUGCACUUUGAUCAAGCUUGCUAUUGUACUUGAUCAAAAAUGUUGCCUGAAAAAUAUACAAUAUGGUGCGUUUCUUUAAUGGAGCAGGAAUCAUCAAUUCCACAUUUGCAGUGCUCUGAUGUGGCAUUCAUUCCUUUCAGCUGAGGGAGUAUUCUAUAAGAGUCCACCUAGUGGACUGCCCAUUUCGGCUGCUGCUGAUUGGCUGCAGCUGCACAAGUGAGGAGGAGACAGGUGCCCCCAGCCAGUCUCCUUCUCGCUUGUACAGCUGUAGCCAAUCAGCAAUAGCCGUAAUGGACAGUCCACUCGGUGGACUCUUACAGAAUACCCCCCCCCCCCCCCCCUGUGCUAGUGAAAUUAGCCUUUGUAGCUGAUAGAGCAUGUCUGCUGUGCAACAGUACAGCUAACCCACAGUUUGACUAAAUCCUUAAAUUUUGUAUGCCUCAAUCCUUAAAUAUCUAUUGCUUUUCUACGUUUACAUGAUGCACCAAUGUGCGAGUUUUACAAGGCUUGCUUAUUAGCACCACAGGUGUCAAUGUGGUUUGAAACUGUGGUCUAAGAGCUUUAAUGGAAUGGUGCAAAAGCUGCAUUGUGGAACAGUAUUGGCUAUUGAAAUAUGGUGUGGUGGAAAAUACCUACAUGUUACACUGACGCUGGUAUUGUGGUACUGGGGGGGUAUUCUGUAAGAGUCCACCUAGUGGACUGUCCACUUUGGCUGUCGCGAUUGGCUUCAGCAGCAUGAGCGAGAAGUGGAUUAGCUAGCUCCUUCUCGCUCGUGCUGCUGGAGCCAAUCGCGACAGCCGAAGUGGACAGUCCGUUAGGUGGACUCUUACAGAAUAUACCCCCCCUGGUUAUGUUUACAACACAGGUAUCCCACUCAGAACUUUUUGCUGGCAAUGCCGGAACCUGUCCACAUUUCACUGAAACUAUAUGUGAUUUGGGUGUAGAUAAAGAACUGGAUACAUUGACACAGUGCCACUCGGUCUUACAAUGGAAAGCAUGUACAAUACUUAUUGUGUCAGGAAUGCUGUUACACAGGCAGUGGCACAUGCUAUAUUGACUUUGCAAUGUGCAUAAAAUUUUCAGCCUGCCAUGAUGGCCCGCAUUUGUAAAUAAUUUUGUCGGAAGUUCUAGCUUUGCCUGUGCUCGAGGCAGCUUCUUGGCAACUGCUCAAUGGUCUUGCAGCCUUGUGAAGAGACGUGUACAUAGGCAUUUUCUUUCUUCUUUAGCAACAUACAUACUAGAGCUUGAUGCAUGGCAUUGUGAAGCAAAUUUUAUUUUUGUACAUAAACUUACUUUAUGCUCAUGUACAGUUGCAUCCAAAGGCUCAGUGUAGUUCGUUUUACAUUGCUCAUGUGUCAACUACAUAAAAGUUGGCUCUUAAAAUUAUUUUAAAGAGACCUCUGGCAAUUCCUUGACAGUUAUGAAGAAGCAGUUGUCUUAUAUUUAUCUGCAGCUAGAUGACACAAAAGACAGGUAAAUUUGUAUAGAAAUGCUGAAAUUUAAGCAGGAAACAUUAUGUCAACGCCAAACCUGAACUGAGCAUUUCGUCGAAGCUAAUUAUGACAUCAAUCAGUGUCUUGAGCUACAACAAAUUCCAAAUGUUCUUGUGUGACGCAGCUCUUGUGGGUGCAUAAAAU